AAUUGAAACGGUUUUAGAGAAUGACCUAACAAAAUUCCCUGUACGCACCACCGAGGUAUAUAAAAAUACACAUAUGAGCGCAAAAGUUUGAAGAUUGUAGCCAUUCGAAGAAGGAAGUUCGAUACAUUUUUACUCCACUAACAAAAUGAGAGAGAUUGUUCAUUUACAAGCAGGGCAGUGCGGUAAUCAAAUUGGCGCAAAGUUCUGGGAGGUGAUUAGUGAUGAGCAUGGCAUUGACCCCACUGGAAGUUACAAUGGGGACAGUGAUCUUCAGCUGGAAAGAAUUAAUGUGUACUACAAUGAAGCUUCAGGUGGAAAGUAUGUGCCACGUGCAGUACUUGUGGACUUGGAGCCUGGGACCAUGGACUCUGUGAGGUCCGGCCCGUUCGGUCAAAUCUUCAGGCCUGACAACUUUGUCUUUGGUCAGAGUGGCGCAGGUAACAACUGGGCCAAGGGCCACUACACUGAGGGUGCAGAGCUGGUUGACUCUGUCUUGGAUGUGGUGAGGAAAGAGGCUGAGAGCUGUGACUGCCUGCAGGGCUUCCAGCUGACCCACUCCCUGGGAGGUGGAACCGGCUCUGGCAUGGGCACCCUGCUCAUUAGCAAGAUCCGUGAAGAGUACCCCGACCGCAUCAUGAACACUUUCAGCGUGGUGCCCUCCCCUAAAGUGUCAGACACUGUGGUCGAGCCCUACAAUGCCACCCUCUCAGUCCACCAGCUGGUAGAGAACACAGACGAGACCUACUGUAUCGACAACGAGGCGCUCUACGACAUCUGCUUCCGUACCCUCAAACUCACCACGCCCACCUACGGAGACCUCAACCACCUGGUGUCUGCGACCAUGAGUGGGGUCACCACCUGUCUCCGCUUCCCCGGCCAGCUCAACGCUGACCUGCGCAAACUGGCAGUCAACAUGGUGCCCUUCCCCCGUCUCCACUUCUUCAUGCCUGGCUUUGCCCCCCUCACCAGCAGGGGCAGCCAGCAGUACAGAGCCCUGACGGUUCCAGAGCUCACUCAGCAGAUGUUUGACUCAAAGAACAUGAUGGCCGCCUGCGACCCUCGUCACGGCCGUUACCUCACCGUGGCUGCAGUCUUCCGUGGGCGCAUGUCCAUGAAGGAGGUGGACGAGCAAAUGCUGAACGUACAGAACAAGAACAGCAGCUACUUCGUUGAAUGGAUCCCCAACAACGUCAAGACUGCAGUCUGUGACAUUCCUCCCCGUGGCCUCAAGAUGGCUGCCACCUUCAUUGGAAACAGUACUGCCAUCCAGGAGCUGUUCAAGCGCAUCUCUGAGCAGUUCACAGCUAUGUUCCGCCGUAAGGCUUUCCUCCAUUGGUACACAGGAGAAGGUAUGGAUGAGAUGGAGUUCACUGAGGCAGAGAGCAACAUGAACGACCUGGUUUCUGAGUAUCAGCAGUACCAAGACGCCACUGCAGAGGAGGAGGGCGAGUUUGAAGAGGAGGGUGAAGAGGAGUUGGCUUAAAUUGUCCGUUUUCUUUCCUUGUGAAACAUCUGACUGGUGUUUAUUUUUCACUUCAUGUUUCCUUAUCUGACAACCUUCAGCUGUACUAUUUUUAUUUGAUUUUUGUUUUGUUUACUUCAAAUAAAAGAAACAUGGUUAAA
Messenger RNA from Oncorhynchus tshawytscha (Chinook salmon), 1623 nucleotides. RefSeq names its product tubulin beta-4B chain. Bases 146 to 1483 code for a protein of 445 amino acids. Gene Ontology annotation, molecular function: structural constituent of cytoskeleton; GTP binding; GTPase activity. Gene Ontology annotation, cellular component: cytoplasm; microtubule. The record is from RefSeq and is a predicted model, not a curated record. The transcript is spliced from 4 exons. NCBI's taxonomy places the organism in Eukaryota, Metazoa, Chordata, Actinopteri, Salmoniformes, Salmonidae. Gene Ontology annotation, biological process: mitotic cell cycle; microtubule cytoskeleton organization.